Molecule: messenger RNA, 690 nt
Organism: Phaethon lepturus (White-tailed tropicbird)
Lineage: Eukaryota; Metazoa; Chordata; Aves; Phaethontiformes; Phaethontidae
Gene: LRRC15
Product: leucine rich repeat containing 15
Exons: 2
Molecular function (GO): protein binding
Source: RefSeq, a predicted model, not a curated record
AUGUGCUCAGAGGAGACACCCAGCAGCGCUCCGUGGUUCAGGAGCGUGUGUGACCGCUGGCUGCAAGGCGGGAGCUCUGGGAUCCUCUGCCUGACGUUACGGAGCAUUGGCCGCGUCUCCUCCAGGCCUCUGACCAGCACAUCUCGCCUGGGGAAGCUGAUUCAGCAGCCAUGGUAUCAGAGCACAGCAUUUCCUAGGGAUGACGGAAUAGCGGGGAGGAUAUGCAGCCAAAGGCACCUGCGGGACAAGGCCGGGGUUGCGAGUGCUUACAGCCUCUCAAAGACCAAUGGAGAGGGGAGGCAAUGGCUGCUGCUGCUGGUGGGCAUCCAGCUGGCCAGCGGCCAGUGCCCGGAGCAGUGCCAGUGCGUCCGCACCGCCCAGGUGGAAUGCUCUGGUGCUGGCAUCACUGAGGUCCCCAGCCCCAUCCCUGCGAAUGCCAUGACCCUCCAGAUCAUCAACACGCGCAUCACUGAGCUGGGCGACGCGUCCUUCGGCAACGCCUCCCUGCUGAUUGGGCUGCGCAUCGAGAAGAACAACCUGUCGCGCAUCAGCCCCGGGGCCUUCCAGCACCUGCCUGACCUGCGCUACCUCAGCCUGGCCAGCAACAAGCUGCAGGAGCUCCCUGUGCAGGUCUUUGAGCCGCUGGACAAGCUGGAGUCGCUGCUUCUCUCUAGCAACCAGAUCCUCCAG